UAGAGAAACAAAAUUCGAGAGAGCCUCCACUCGCAGCCGCCAUUGCCGCCUUGCGAAGCCCUCUGUUCGUCUCUCUUUCUGCAUACUCGCUAAGGCAUAUAACACAGUACAGAAAACUUGGAAACUCCACAAGCAAAGAUGCCGCGCACCACCACGGUGGAAGGCCCUGGUUGCCCGCCAAUUCGAGCCCUAACGUUCGACGUCCUCGGCCUCGUCAAGGUGAUCGAAGCUCGUGGUAAGCAAGGCGGAGUCCCUAAGGUGGUCGAGAGAUGGGGCGAGCCGGACGCUUCCAGAUGCGUGCUCGCCGCUUCGAUCAACGACCGUAAAUCUGACCCACUUUUGGCUGUUGCUAGGAAAAGUGGUUUGGUUGAGGUGCUUAGCCCUCUUGAUGGGAAACUUCAUUUUUCCAUUACCAAUGUUAGUGGUGCGGAUAUACAAACUGAAGAUGAUGCCAUUGUUGUUGGGCUGCAUCUGUUCAGAAAACAGAUAUUGGAGUCAUCUGCUAGGUCAUGUACCUUACUUACAUGCACAGCCAAGGGACACGCAAGCAUCAGGUCUGUUGAAGCUCCAGAAUCACCACAAGAUUCAAUUUCUAGUUAUCUGACAACAUGGAAUGUAUGUAGUUCUGGCAAUAUUUCAUGUUCAAAGGUGGAUGGAAAUGAGAACUAUGCUUUAUUUGGAGGGAAGGGAGUUGAAAUUAAUGUGUGGAAUCUUGACACACGCUCUAAAAUCUGGAAUGCAAAAUCUCCUGCUAAGAAUAGUCUUGGAAUAUUCACCCCAACAUGGUUUACAUCUGCUACAUUUUUAAAUAAGGAUGAUCAUCGCAAAAUUGUGGCUGGUACCAACAGCCAUCAGGUGCGCUUCUAUGAUAUUUCUGCUCAGCGGAGACCAGUUAUAUCAUUUGAUUUUAGGGAGUCUUCAAUCAAAGCAGUCAGUGAAGACCUAGAUGGUAAUACCAUAUAUAUAGGGAAUGGUUCUGGUGACCUUGCUUCUGUUGACAUUCGCACAGGGAAAGUAUUAGGAUGCUUUCUGGGAAAAUGUUCUGGAAGUAUAAGGUCCAUAGCCAGGCAUCCAGAGUUCCCAGUGUUAGCCUCAUGUGGAUUGGAUAGCUAUUUGCGCUUCUGGGAUGUUAAGUCACGGCAGCUUCUUUCCGCGGUGUUCUUGAAGCAGCAUCUAUCGAAUGUUGUUUUUGAUUCCAAUUUUAGUGAUGGAGAAGUAGCUGGAUCCACAGAAGAUCUGACUUCAGAUAAUGCAGCAGCCGUUAAUGAUAUACUUGAUGAAGACGGGGAAGAGCCACGGCCCGUCAAACGUAAGAAGGGUUCUAAAGAACACUCUGUAAGCAAGAAGCUAAAGCUAAAAUCCAAGAAAAGAAGCAAAAAGCUAGAAAGCAAGGAUGUUGAUGUUUCUUGAUGUUGGCAGUCCAGCUGAAUUUGUUUUGCUCAUAGUUGGAAAGAAACAACACCCAAGUCCCGAUAAAAUUUAAACCAUGAGAUGCAUACCAGCUGCGGCGACCAGUGAUUUACAUAAUAUGCCAGCUGCUAUGGCUUUACGCCGUUUGUUUUAUCAAAUAGCAAAUUUGGGACAGAUUUUUUGGUCUAUAUUUUUUGCUUAGAUAUUACGCAAGGAUUUGUUGUCAAAAAUGCGAUGAAUGAAAUUAGGCUAGUUAGCUCAAGGUUCCA
Molecule: messenger RNA, 1679 nt
Organism: Diospyros lotus (date-plum)
Lineage: Eukaryota; Viridiplantae; Streptophyta; Magnoliopsida; Ericales; Ebenaceae
Exons: 12
Coding region: 139-1410 (423 amino acids)
Biological process (GO): ribosomal large subunit biogenesis
Cellular component (GO): preribosome, large subunit precursor; nucleolus
Molecular function (GO): protein binding
Source: RefSeq, a predicted model, not a curated record